AUGCCUUCGCUAUCCAAACUUCGACCAACCUUCCGUCGGACGGCCACCGAGGAUGUAACUGUUGCCCCAGAGUCUAUUGAAGUUACAGAGCAGCCCAAGCAUGACGAAGUCGAAGCCCAGGUCGAACCGGACGACAUCGCUGAAUGGAAGGCUCAGCAGCCAAACGAAGAUGCCCAGCGUGGUGUUCGCAUGGUCGAGGGCAUCACCCUUACCUGGUCGAAGGGAUCCCUCAUCUGGAUCUUCAUCAAUAUGUGGCUCUUGUACUUCGUCAAUGGUUUCCAGUCAUCGAUUCUCAGCAACCUCACCCCGUACGUCACGAGCGAGUGGGAAGAACACUCCCUUCUGACCGUCAUCUCCAUCAUUUCAUCAUGUAUGAGUGCAGCAACGUAUAUCCCCAUGGCUAAGAUCUUGGAUAUCUGGGGCCGUGCAGAGGGCUUUGCGCUGAUGAUCGGUUUCGCAACGCUCGGCCUCGUCUUGAUGGCUUGUGCAAGCACUCUUGCUAUCUUCUGUGCGGCGCAAGUUUUCUACUCCAUUGGUUUCGCCGGUGUCAUCUACUCCAUCGAUGUCAUCACCAGUGACGCCUCGCAUCUCCGCAAUCGAGGUCUGGCUUUCGCUUUUACGAGCUCUCCUUAUAUCAUCAUCGCAUUCGCUGGACCAAAGGCAAGCGAAGGCUUCUACGAAAACAUCGGGUGGCGCUGGGGCUUCGGAGCUUUCUCGAUCAUCUUGCCCUGCGUUGCGCUGCCUAUGUUCAUCGUACUCAAGUUGAACCUGCGCAAAGCGAAGAGGGAGGGUCGAGUCAUCAAGCGCGAGACACAGAGGACAAUGCUGCAGAGCAUCUGGCACUACACUAAGGAGCUCGACGCACUUGGCUGCUUCCUAUUCGUCGCUGGCCUCGUCGUCUUUUUGCUACCCUUUUCUCUUGCCGACUCAGCGCCCAACGGCUGGUCCAGCGGCUACAUCAUUGCUAUGAUUGUUGUCGGAUUCAUCAUCCUGAUCAUGUUUGGCUGCUGGGAGGCGUUCCUCGCACCUUACCCGUUCUUGACCGCCAAUCUCCUGAUGAAUCGAACUGUCGCAGGCGCAUGCCUCCUUUCCUUCAACUACCAGAUUGCGUACUACUGCUGGGCUUCCUACUUCAGCUCCUUCCUGCAGGUUGUCAAUGACCUUUCCAUCAGUGAAGCAGGUUACGUGACGUCCACUUUCGACGUGGUGUCCGGCGUACUGCUGCUCGGGGUCGGAUUCCUCAUCCGCAGGUUCGGCUACUUCAAGUACCUUCUUUGGAUCGGUGUCCCGCUCUACAUCUUCGCGCAAGGCUUGAUGAUCUACUUCCGACGCCCUAAUUCCUAUAUUGGAUAUCUGGUCAUGUGCCAGAUAUUCAUCUCAGUCGGCGGCAGCGUCAUGAUCAUCUGUCAACAACUCGCCGUCCUCGCAGCCGCAGAUCACCAGCACGUUGCCGCCGUCCUUGCGCUCCUGAACGUCAUCGGGACCAUCGGUGGAGCUGUGGGUAACACCAUCUCAGGCGCUAUCUGGACGAACACAUUCAGCCAGGCUCUGACUCGCUAUCUGCCCGAGGAUGCGCAGGCUAGUCUUGAGGAUAUCUACGGCAGUCUUGAUGUACAGCUCAGCUAUGCAUGGGGUUCGCCCGCUAGAAUUGGGAUUCAGCAGGCGUACGGAUACUCUCAGCAGAAGAUGCUGAUCGCUGGUACGGCGAUCAUGAGCUUGUCGUUGGUGUGGGUGUUCAUGAUCCGGAACAUCAACGUUAAGAACAUCGAACAAGUCAAGGGUGUGCUUUUCUAG
Messenger RNA from Didymosphaeria variabile, 1794 nucleotides. RefSeq lists its product as uncharacterized. The transcript has 3 exons. NCBI's taxonomy places the organism in Eukaryota, Fungi, Ascomycota, Dothideomycetes, Pleosporales, Didymosphaeriaceae. The record is from RefSeq and is a predicted model, not a curated record. Gene Ontology annotation, molecular function: transmembrane transporter activity. The coding region runs from base 1 to 1794 and encodes 597 amino acids. Gene Ontology annotation, biological process: transmembrane transport.